GCCACUACUAUUCAGUAUUCACAUAGCUGAUUGCAUGAUAUAGAGACUAGAGAGACUAGGGUCCAAAUGGAUCUCUCAGAUGGCUGGCCGAGGACGAAGGAGAAGAAACGUACCUAACGUUUCUCAGAGAGUCGUAGGGUCAACGCCUAGUCUACGACCUAACAGUCUACCCAGUCAGUACAACUUCACUCCGGCGGUCCAAGUGCCUCCGACGCAGUCUCCUCAAGUACCACCUGCCGUUUUACCAGAAGAAGUGGAGAACAACCCACAGCCUCAAGCGACUCCUCAGCAAGAGGCUCCAACCUCACCAAUUGUUCAGGAUUCUCCGGCUCAUAGUCAGGCUCAUCCCCACACGACUUCUUCGCAAGGCAACAACUUCCAGGACGAUAUUCCUCACGAGUUGUCGGAGCUGCAGGCGGACUCACUGUGGGCAUUGAAUGCGUUGCUUAGUGUGCCUGGAAGGGAAAAUUGGACCACCGUGCUCUCUCCGUUACCCAUGGAAGACACCACAUGGUUUACUCGCGACAAAGGAAAUGCACUAGUUCGGAAGAUUACUAAAGUUUGGACAAACAAAUUUGAUGCUCCCUUCUAUAGCUUUACUUUGGUGCCUGUGGACAGAAGAGAGAGAUACUUUCUCGAAUUCGCGAAAACACACCAUUGGGAUCCCUUGAUACCAGGCACAGUGCAAUAUUAUUUUGAGGAUAUAUGUCAGCGCCGGAUGAAAGAUAUGGAAGAGCUACUGGGAAGAGCGGUCAGUCAUGGUGAGGUUUCCAUCAAGACCCAUACUAGGCCAGAUGGUAUGUAUGUUGAUCAGAAGGCUGAGAAAAUUGCAACAACUUACCAGCAGAAUGUGGAACUGAGGUUGUCUGAGUUAGAAGCAGAUGCUUCGCCUGUUUCAGAUGGCGAGUCACGUCCUCGGGAGCUCACAACAGAGGACUACACCACAAUCUUUCUGCAGUCCACUGAGAUGGAUUCUAGAGGAAAUCCGUAUGGAAUUGGAAGCCUCAAGGAGACUCUUGGCAAGCGCAAGCGCUAUGGACAGUCUUCAUCUUCAUCUUCAUCCUUUUUGGAUCUGCAAGAACAGCUGAAGGAAGCUCAACGCAAGAUAGAAGAGCAGGCUGCAUAUAAUGAAAGGAGAGAUUCUGAGGAUGCUGCCCGUAAAGCUGAGCAAACCCGAGCGGCGGCUGAGCAAAAGGACAAGCUCAAGCACUUGUCUUUGUUAGAGAAGUAUCUGCGGCAAACCGAUCCGCACUUCCUGGACUUCAUGGCCACUCAUUCAGCUCCUCAAGACACCACAAACCCUCUCUCGCCUCUUCCUCAAAAUGAUCCAUAGGUUUCUCCAUUUUAUCUCUCUUUUCUCAUGAACAAAAACUUUAUCACUCUCUCAGUUUUUGAUAACUGUCUUCGAUUGUGAAUGAUGUACUUUGAUGUGUAUGUGUAUUUGGCUUUUAUUUGAUUUGGAGUUUUUAUUUGAUUUGGUUUUGGAUUAAUGUUGUUUUGGUUAUGGAAUCAAACUCAGAUAUGAAA
Molecule: messenger RNA, 1527 nt
Organism: Arabidopsis arenosa
Lineage: Eukaryota; Viridiplantae; Streptophyta; Magnoliopsida; Brassicales; Brassicaceae
Source: the annotation of a GenBank genome assembly